AUGAACAACCACACCACAGUGAGCACAUUCUUUCUGUGGGGGUUUUCCAGUUUCCCAGAACUACAGAAUCUACUCUUUGUGAUGAUUUUAUUCUCCUAUGUGACCAUUCUAUUAGCAAAUCUGUCCAUAAUGUUGGCCAUCAAGCUCAGUCAAAACCUUCACACCCCCAUGUACUUUCUCCUAUUCAGCCUGUCCUGUUCUGAAACCUGUACCACUAUGGUUAUCAUUCCCCGCAUGUUAGUGGACUUGCUAUCAGAGAGGAAGACCAUUUCUCUUCCUGAGUGUGCCACACAGAUGUUCUUCUUCUUUGGCCUGGCAUCCAACAACUGUUUCAUCAUGGCUGCCAUGUCGUAUGACCGUUACACUGCCAUCCACAAUCCACUGCAUUAUCAGACCCUUAUAACAGGAACGAUCUGCUUUCAGCUAGUGAUGGCCUCCUCAGUGUUGGGGUUCCUGAUUUCUUUGUGCAUCACCAUAAUGAUAUUCAACUUGUCUUUUUGUGACUCCAACAACAUACAGCAUUUCUUUUGUGACAUUUCACCUGUGGUUCACCUUGCAUGUGACUACACUUCUUAUCAUGAAAUGGUUAUUUCUGUGCUCUCUGCCUUUGUGCUGGUGGGCAGCUUUAUUUUAAUUAUGAUUUCCUAUGUCUUCAUUGUGUCCAUAGUUGUGAAGAUGCCUUCUGCAAAGGGGAGAAGAAAGGCCUUCUCAACUUGCUCCUCUCACUUUACUGUGGUCUCUGUGCACUAUGGAUUUGCUUGCUUUGUCUAUUUAAGGCCCAAGAACAGUGACAGUGACUCAUUCGGUGAAAAUACACUGAUGGCUGUGACCUACACAGUGCUGACUCCUCUGCUUAACCCCAUUGUUAUAUAUAGUCUCCGGAACAAAGAAAUGCAGGUGGCCCUGAGGAAAGUCCUACUCAGUAUAACGAAGUUUUCCCCUCAAAUGGCAAACAAAAGAGCCCAGAAUAUUUAA
This is a messenger RNA of Heterocephalus glaber (naked mole-rat), 975 nucleotides long. Its product is annotated as olfactory receptor 10T2-like. Gene Ontology annotation, biological process: G protein-coupled receptor signaling pathway. Gene Ontology annotation, cellular component: membrane. Lineage: Eukaryota; Metazoa; Chordata; Mammalia; Rodentia; Bathyergidae. The record is from RefSeq and is a predicted model, not a curated record. Gene Ontology annotation, molecular function: G protein-coupled receptor activity; olfactory receptor activity.